Linepithema humile (Argentine ant) is the source of this 944-nucleotide messenger RNA. Lineage: Eukaryota; Metazoa; Arthropoda; Insecta; Hymenoptera; Formicidae. The record is from RefSeq and is a predicted model, not a curated record.
AUUUUAUAUAACAAAUUUAAAAUUUAUAUUUAUAUUUGUAAUAAGUAAGACCUAACCAAAUCUCACCCUAACUUACCUACCCUACCUAUUAUAUGUAUACCUACUUUACACACUUGUUCAUCUAACACCUGUAAACACUUCUAUGUUACACGAUUCUACGGACGUACUGACUCGCUGUCGAGUUUAUAAGUAAAGUCGAGCUUAUAAGUAAACGUCGACAAUCGCGCCCGGACAUGUGGAAAAACAAGAUAGUUAUUGAAAGCAGUACAUUUCAAUUUCCGAAGCGAAAUUCUGUUUGGCAGACCGAAAGAGUUUGCCAGUUUUGUAAGAAGGUAUUCUGCUGCAAAAAAUGUCGCGAUCGUCACGUGGACGAAGUGCAUCCCGAUCUGAACGUUAACUGUGUUUUAUGUGCUUCUAAGGCAUUGCCACUGCGACAGUCUGAAAUUGAAAUUUUUUUAGAAGAUGAGCAAUUGUUGUGUCACAUAGUUAAUAAACAUCUGCCGUUACAUUGUCAGCUGUGUGGUGACUUAGUCGAAUCUAAGGAAGAUUUCAAGUCUUUUGGUGCAUGCAAAUGGUGGUUUCAAUAUCGAAAUCCUUUGACAUCGCCUGUGGACUUCGCACCUCUCGAGAAGAAGUUGAAGCAGUGUUUUUUGAUUGAUAGCGACUAUAACGUUAAAAGCUACAACUAAAACCAAGGAGCAAAUCAAAGAGGAUGUCAAUAUUUUACUUUCUAAAUUGAAGCUUUCUGAAAAGAGAAGUUUUCUUCCUAGCAAACUUUCCGGUGGUCAACAAAGAAAAUUGUGUCUUGGAAUGACGCUCAUUGGUGAUGCUAAUGUAAGUUGUGACACAGUUACAACGUGCAUUGCACGUAUGGAUUUAAAAAAAUUAAAUUUACUUUUAGAUUAUAAUCUUGGAUGAGCCAACAUCGGGAAUGGAUCCUGAAA